This is a messenger RNA of Ipomoea nil (Japanese morning glory), 1332 nucleotides long. Its product is annotated as auxin-responsive protein SAUR68-like. The transcript has a single exon. NCBI's taxonomy places the organism in Eukaryota, Viridiplantae, Streptophyta, Magnoliopsida, Solanales, Convolvulaceae. The record is from RefSeq and is a predicted model, not a curated record. Gene Ontology annotation, biological process: response to auxin. Bases 570 to 1004 code for a protein of 144 amino acids.
AGAAGCUAUGGUAGUUGUGAAGGAAAUAUUUGAGUGUUUAUAUAGAUCAUUUGGGAGGUGGUUUGAGUGACUAAGAGAUAUUUGGAUGGAAGGGCAGCCAGCUAGCAUGCAUGAUAAGACAACAUCAAAUCAUCACAUGGUUCUGUAGGUCAUUCAGAAAUCAUCAAGAAUUUCUAAUAGAUAGGAUGGCUUAACUACUGUUAUUCCAAGAAAGAGAGCUUACCAAAUGAGAGAUAAGGUUAUAGAGCAGCCAGCUAGCAAGAUAAGAGACAUCACCACACUGUCUUGUCAUCCAAAACUCAUCAAGAAAUUAUACAAAAAAACAUUGUAGAUAAAGACCUGUCUUUGAACAUCAUUCCCCACAUACAACUAGGUAGCACAUGGUUUUGUCUUCCUUGAUCUCCACAAGAUCUUAAUCCCUGUCUUAGCCUCCUCUGCACUUUAAAUAGAUCACUUCCAUAUUCAUUUUGAUCAUCAAACACUGCAAUUCAUUGUCCACCAAAGAUUUAAGCUUUCUACACAUCUUAUUCUCUUCCAUUCAAUCUCUCUAUAUUUUCUAAGUUAAUACCAUGAUCAGUUCCAAGAAGCUCAUCAAGCUUGUAAGAAGAUGGCAGAAAUUUACCGCUAUCCGAAGAAAGAGGAUUUCAUUCCCGAGAGAGAAUGAUGACGCAGACAGCUGUAGUACUUCCUCUGCAGGUAACAAGGGUCAUUUUGCUAUCUACACAGCUGAUCAGAAGCGGUUUGUUGUCCCUCUAUCUUAUCUCCAGAAUGAGAUUAUUAGGCAACUCUUAAGUAUGUCUGAAGAAGAAUUUGGAGUUCCAAGCGAUGGGCCUAUUACAAUACCAUGUGAUGCAGUCUUCAUGGACUACAUCAUUUCACUUCUUACCCGAGGUUUAUCCAGAGAACUCGAGAAUGCAUUGCUCGUCUCUGUUGCAUCAUAUCAGUGUUCAUCCGCUUCACUGCACCAGGAAGGCUUGAGAACUCGGGAAUUGCUAGUUUGCUGACAAUAUUGAUUAUUUUUUGUAUAGUUCAUAAUUCAAAUGUAAAUCGAACCAUAGAUUUCAAAUUUCAAGAAAUUUUAUACCAUAUUGCCUACCUCCCCUACCUGUACUGAAAUUGUACUCUUAUAACUGACUUUGAUGAUCAAAACUCAGUGAUUCUUCUUCACUAAGGCCUGUCUAUAUAUAUAUAAUCUGAACAGUAGUUCUGAGCAUUAAUUGAUCUGAAAAGGUUUGUCUAAUAUAUGUACUUGAAUUAUGUAUUUACAUGUAACCACUAUAGUACUCUUUUCUUUAUUUUACUUUCCCAAUAGUUGCAGUAUGGUUUCAUGAG